AUGGCCGGAAACAAGUUUUGGGGAGGGGCAAGUUCCUCAGAGUCCGACUCUGAUUCCGAUGCCAGCGAUAGCGAGGAGGAGAAGCCCGUGGCGGCGGCGCCGCGGAAAAUGGCGCGAUGGGCAGAGGCCUCCUCUAGUGAGGACGAAGGUGUUGCGCAGAGACGCGUGGUGCGCUCACACACCGACAAGAAGAACGAGCAGAUGCUGCAGCAAAUCCGUAUCAUGAAAAAUCACAUGAAGAACGAUGACUUUGCCAGCACGAUCACCGACUAUGAGGCCCUCAUCAAGAUGUUGGAAAAGCUCCGCAACCAGGUCGAGGCGGAGGGAGGGCCUCCCAAGCAGUUCAUCAAAGCCAUCGGUGCGCUCGAGGACUACAUCGAGAAGACCCACGGGGAGAUUCAGGAGAGGAAGCAGAAGGGCGUGAAGCUCCCGGAGAACAAGGCCAAGGCCUUCAACACCCUCCGCUCCAAGGUGAAGAAGGGCAACAAGACCUACGGCGACGAUCUGCAGCAGUUCCGGAACAACCCCGACGACUUCCAGUCUGAGGAGGAGCAGAAUGCCGACGACUCCGACUCCGCCAGCGAGGAGGGUGCGGCGGCCGCCAGCUCCAGCUCCUCGGACUCGGACUCGGAUUCCGACUCCUCCUCCAGCUCCAGCUCCGACAGCGAUUCGGACUCCGACACGGGCAGCGACAGCAGCGCAAGCAGCGACUCCAACUCCUUUGACAGCAGCGAAAAGAGCGGAGACAGCGACGCGGAGGGCGAUGAGGAUUUGGUGCGCGAGAGGAAGAUGCUCCGGUGGCUCAUUACCCCCGAGAAGCUGGCCGAGCGCGAGAAGAAGGCAGAAGCAGCCAAGGCCAAAGUGGACGAGAACAAGGCUAAGGAGCAGGAGAAGCGCGCCCGCAAGAAGGACAAGGCCGAGGAGGGCCAAACCCGGGCCACCCAUCAGAAGCUGGUGCAGACUCGCCGUUUUGAACGGGAGGCAGGCUUCUUCUCCAAGCCGAAGAGACAAUCAGACCAGAGGAGUGCCGGCCUUUUCGUGCUGCUUGCGGCCUGCUUUUUCCGCGCGCAGAGCGAGGAGCACCUGACGCAAGCCCUUGCAAGCGAUGAAGGUGCAGACUCCGCCCUGUCGGCCUUGCAGACAAGGGCCCUGACCCUGCAAGCUCCCAACGCCACCAACGCCACCAACGCCACCAGCGCCACUGCCAACGCCACUGGCACCAACGCCAGCAAUGCCGCGAGCGGAGUGGCCAACGUGACCAAGGUGUCAGUGUGUACGUCAGGCGCCCAGAUCCCGUUUUCCAACCGCGGCCCUGGCACCGAGUGCUUCGCCUCCGCCUUGGGCGAAGAGUGCUCAUACCAGUGCGAGGAGGGAUACAUCGGGGUGGGAAGGCACGUGUGCCAGACCAUCAUGGCGGAGGGCCAGGUGUGGAAGGACAAGUCCUUCUUCGGGGGGAAUUGCUGGCGCCUUUGCGCUGAUUCUCCCACCUGCACGUCUCCCCAGGUGCCGAUGCGGGUGAACUCCACGGAUGCCUCGGGGUGGUGUAUGAAGACCACCUGCUUCGACGAAAUGGGCGCGCUGAUGAACAUUGCUGAGGGCAACUACGAGGUGUGGAAGCUGGCGCGGGAUGAGAGCUCCGGGUGCUACGCGGACCACGUGAACCUGGAUACCCAAACCGCAGCCCUGGGAUCCUCCGAUGCCACGGGCAUGGGCAUUAUCAUGGAGUGCAUCGCGGAUGCCAUGGGCUGGAUCUCUCGCGACCAGUUCCUGCAGCGCGUCAACCAGACGCUCUCUGCAUACGCCGGGAUUCAGCCAGGCAACCAAACCUGGAACUUCCGGCGAGGCCCUAGAGGCUGGGUGCCGCGCUUCUUCGACAUCAAGUCCGGGGACCUCCUCUCCGAGGGAACCGAGGAGAAAGUUGGAGAGACAUGGUCGGUGAUGUCUACGGGCCUCUUCUACUCGGGGGUGCUGUUCGUGCAGACUUACUUGAAAAACACCGGUGCCUACAAGACCAAUGCGGAAGCUGGAGAGAUCAUGUCGCUGGCCGCCCGCAUGAUGGACAUGGUCGAUGACUGGCACAGUAUGCUGUGCUAUCAAGCCUUCGCCUCCGAUGAAGCUUUGGAGGGCUACAACGGCACAGGCAUCCCCUUCCUCAUGGACAGUGACGGCCAGUGCCGCGCCAUCAUGUGGCCUGAGAGGGACGGGUACUACCCCUUCAACGAGCAGAUCUCCGCCGACUGGAUCGCCACGGCGCGGGUCUGCUUUCAGAGCGACCAGUUCCCAUGCUCCCGACCCGCCAUGGUGAACAUGUGGAAGGCGGUGGUCGGCAGGGCGUCACAUCCCAACGUGGUGAUUGACGGCUACCCCAUUCUGUCGGAUUGGCCAGCGUACAUUGUGCAGCUGCCCUACUACACAGUCAACAUGGUCAACUCGGAUGCUACCUUCCUUGACAUGUUCAAGAAUGGCUGGUUGGCAGAUUGGGCAGACUACAACAGCAGCGUCUUCUACGGGGGCUCCAACCGCUAUGGUAUGGGGGCAGGACCGGACAUGGAGUGGUGCUCCGGGGCCACGUACUUCGCGGACCGCUACACCAUGAACCCCGCCGACGCCAAGUGCCGGACCUGGAGCCCCUACAGCGUGGCCGGGUGGCUGCCGGCCGCGCCGGACACCAUCAAGGGCCACUUGCUGGAGAUGCUGGCCACGGGGGAGGCAGUGUACCCUUUUCCUGGCACGGACAAGCACAUUUUGUGGCGCAAGUCGAUUCUGGAUCCCUCCAUGAACUGGAGCAGCUACGUCACUACCAUCGACAUUGCCGGAGAGUUGUUUGGGCUCAGCACUCUGAAGCUCGGGGUGGACUUCUUCCGCAAGAACACGAACCACUUCAGCAAAGCCCAGGGCUUUCACCACUUGCCCACCCCGGGGCCUUUGAACCCGGACCCCAAGGAGCUCACCAACAAGGUCACAGAGAUCGCCCAGCAGCGCGGCCGCCGCGGUUUCGACCGCAAGGCGUACAUGGAGAAGCUGCAGAAGCUUCUGGUGCACGCGGCCAAGCAUGGGCCGCUGGAGCAGCUGUACAUCUACGCCUCCAUGGUCUCUGCGGACUUUGACAACACCGGCAGCGCCUUCGCCGCCAUGAAGAUCGAGCUGUGGAACGAGGCACUCCAGAAGGUGAACAAGAUGCUACCACUGCUGACGGAGUCCUACAACAACCUGAAGAACAGCUCGGAGGACAAGGCAAGCGCAGGUGACACCGAGCUGGAAGAUCCCAAGUCGCACCCUAGGCUCCAGGAGCUGUUCCUUUCCUUUGUGGAGAAGCUGGACGAUGAGCUGUACAAGGCACUUCAGUUCAACAGUGACGUGUACGCCUCAGAGUACGGCGAGAUUUUGGGUAACUCCUCUAAGUGCCUGGUCUUGCUGAACCGCACGCUGCGGUAUUUCGAGGAGGUGAAGGAGACCAAGCACCUGGGGAGCAUCGCCGCCAGACUCAUGGAGCAGCUCUACUACAAGCCGGACAGCUUGAACGCAAGGGUCUACGAGGCGAUCCCUCACACCAUGCCAGAGGAGUCCAAAGAGCAUUGGGUUUGGCCCAAGGACUCCAAGGCCUACAUGGGCAAGCUCUGCCAUUACGUCUGGAACGCCGGAGACACGCGUUUGCGACACCGUGCUUGUCUCUGCCAAGCCUAUCACCUGGCACUGCACGACUGCUUCCAGCCUGCGCGGGAUCUUUUGCACCUCGGCAACUUCCAGGAGCAGGCUUCGCAGUCUGACGUGCACACGCAGAUUUUGUACAACCGUGUCAUUGCGCAGAUCGGGCUCUCUGCCUUCCGCCUGGGGAAGAUCACUGAGGCCCACAAUUGCCUGAUGGAUGUGUGCCAGUACAACAAGGGCCGGGAGUUGUUGGCGCAGGGCUUGAGCUACGCCAAGAACAUGGAGCGCACAGUGGAGCAGGAGCGUGCGGAGAGGCAGCGGCAACUGCCCUACCACAUGCACAUCAACCUGGAGGUGCUGGAGAGCGCACAGCACAUUUGCGCCAUGCUGCUGGAGGUUCCGAACAUGGCAAUGCAGGCCAUUGACCCCAGCAACAAGCGCAUCAUCUCCAAGGUGCUGCGGCGAGCUUUGGAGGCUUACGACAAGCAGCAGUACACUGGGCCACCAGAGACUGCCAAGGACUCGGUGGUUGCGGCAGCGAAGGACUUGCAGCGUGGCGAUUGGGCCAAGGCCUGUUCUCAGCUGGAAAGCUUGCAGCUUUGGCACCACAUCGACACCAACCACCCCGAGAACGGGGAGAAGGUGAAAGCUAUGAUCACGGAGAAGAUGAAGGUGGAGGCGUUGAGGACCUACUUGUUUUCCUACGCCUCCAUCUAUGACGCCUUCCAUUUGGACCAACUUGUACAGAUGUUCAGCUUGGACGAGCGAAGCGUGCACUCCACCAUUUCCAAGAUGAUGAUCAAGGAAGAGAUUACCGCGUUCUGGGACGAGUCUUCUAAAUACGUCCUGGUGCAGCACGUAGAGCCUUCACCUCUGCAGCGCCUUGCCAUCACCCUGGCAGAGCGAGCAGUGCAGGCGGUGGAGAACAACGAGCGCCUCGUGGACCUGAAGUCGGGCGGCUUUGCCUUUAAGGACGGCGCCCGAGCUCAGCCGGGCCUGGCCACCGAGAAGGGCAAGGGCCGUAUGGGCAAGGGCUUCGACAUGAAGGCCGACAUGAAGGGCGCCAAGGGGAAGGGCCGUGGCAAAGGCGGUUUUGCCCAGCCUGCGCGACGCGCGGGUGGUUGGGAGAACGCCCGCGCGGGCGCGAUGCGGGGCACGCAGCGUGGUUGGUCCACGGGCAUCAAGAACUAA
Effrenium voratum is the source of this 4839-nucleotide messenger RNA. Lineage: Eukaryota; Dinophyceae; Suessiales; Symbiodiniaceae. The record is from the annotation of a GenBank genome assembly.